GCCGUACAGCAUUCUCUCAGUCGCUCAGAGUCGCCGCCCAGCCUAAAAAUGAGCAGUCCGGACGAAGAGCGUUCCGGCUUGCUGGCCGGCGGGAGCAGCCGGACGGUGAGUUCGCAGUCCUACUACAACCCGGGCGCGUACCAGAACGCCAGUGCCCCCGAGCCACAGGCCGCGUUUGCCAGCUCCAGUCACAAGCAAGCCUCGGGCGCACUGGCAGGCGGGCAGCGGUCGUCGUACGGCGGCGUGGCUGCCCCGAGCAGCCGGAAACAGCCAAAUGCCGCCAACCAGCGCGGCGCUGUCGUCAUCAGUCGGUCGGAGGGCGCCUCUGCGGACAGCCCGUAUGGCGGACUUGGUGACAUUGACGAGGCAAGUCCGCGCGAUGCCGGGCGCAAGUGGAAAGGCGGGCAGUGCGUCAACGACUGGCCGUUCCUCGUCCUGUUCCUCCUCUACGUGUUUGUCAUGAUGGUCCUUGGCAUUGUUGCCGUCUCCCAAGGCGAUCCUGCAAGAUUGUACCACGGUCGAGAUUGGCAAGGCUACUUUUGUGGCAUUGAAAACGAGGAUGGGCCGGACAUGCGCGGGAAACCCUACUUGCUGUUCUACCUGGAUGGCAACAGUACGACGAGCAUCCAACAAGACUCAAUCCACAACGACAACGAGUGGAACUUGUACUUGCCUCAAGUUACGCUCAUGAAUCGCCCAGAACGAGCUGCGGCGCUCAUUGGCUCGACUCCGUCAUCCUCGGCGCAUUCACAAUCCUUCCACGACUCCUUUUUGUCGGCGAGUCGCUACAUUGCCCGCGGUGUGUGCGUUGCGUCGUGUCCAAAGGUGACAGCGCCGGCCAGCUUCCCAACCGCGUCUGGUUCUCAGAUUUGGUGUGUCGCCAACGUUACAGUGGUGAGCGAAGCUGAUUUGCUUGCCAAGAUCAGCCAAGGCCUGUGUGCAUCCGGUUCCUUCCAAAGCUUUUCGGACGCCCAUCGCUGCAUUCCAUCCCAUCUUGGAGAGUCUUACACGGAUCCUGCGUCGAACAUGACCAUCAAUGCAACUCAAAUCGCGGACAUGGCGUAUCAAGACAUCAACGACAGCGGACUGGCUGAUCGGAUCAUGUCGGAUUUGAAUCAUUCUUAUGGCUGGAUUCUCCUCGGCUUGCUUCUGGCAACGGCUCUUUCUCUGAUCUGGCUUUUGCUACUGAGUCGCUUUGCUGGCUGCAUUAUUUGGAGCUCCAUUGCGUUCGGCCUGACACUCUUGCUGUCUUGCUCGGCGUUCUGUUUUGCCGAGUGGCACUCGCUUGACUCCAAGCUGGACGGCAAGCCAAGCGAUGCCACCGUGCACUCUGAUUACACGGACCGAGACAUGUUCUUGACCUACGCCAUCAUCUUCCUUCUGCUGACGCUGUUCGCCAUCCUGAUGACGUUUCUUUUGCGCCGUGGCAUUUACUUUGCCACCCAGAUCAUCAAGUUGGCCGCCGAAGCAGUCACUCACAUGCCUCAGCUCGUCAUUGUCCCUUUCCUCGGGUUUGGCCUUGUUUGCAUCGUAUUUGCCUUCAACAUUAUCGUGAUUGUGCACAUGGGGUCGGCAGGCAGCACAUCCAUCCAUUUCACCGGCUCGGGCAUUCCGUACCUGUGGUACGACGAGAACGAGUCUCUUCAACAAGUUCGUGUGUUCCAGAUCAUUGGGUUUAUCUGGAUUUUGCAAUUCAUCCAAGGGGUUGCCGUCAUGACAAUCGCAGGGGCCGUGUCUGAUUGGCUUACCUGUGAAAAGCGAAAGAUUCCGUGCUCUCGGCCAGUCUGGAAUUCCUUCAUGCGCACAAUGUACUUCCACCUGGGGUCGAUUGCCUUUGGUUCCUUGGUCAUGGUUGUUGCAGCGCUGCUUCGUCUCCUGAUCUCCCGCGUCCGGCAAAUGCUGCGCAAGAGCAAGAACGAUUUUGCCAAGCUGCUGCUCAGCUGUUUUGAUUGCUUGGUGCUGAGCAUGGCGUCAUUUAUGGAGUUUGUCACCCGCAUGGCUUAUGUUCAGAUGGCCAUCUCGGGAGAGCCCUUCUGCCGUGCGGGUCGCAAGUCGGUUGGACUCCUCUCGCGAAAUGCUUUGCCGUUUGCCGUCGUGCAGUCUGCCACCAGCCUCGUGAUGACGCUUGGUUUGUGCUUUAUUGCAUUGACGAGCGCGCUCAUCAUUGCUGGGGUUUUGCGCUCGAAGGAAGACUUGGACGUUCUCGCCUUCCCGUUCAUUAUUAUGAUUUUCCAGGGCGUUCUGGUGGUCAUGAUGUAUACGGGCGUGUUUAACGUGACCAUCCAAGCGAUUUUCCUGCACUAUUGCACGGAAUCGAUACGCAUCCAAACCACCGGGGACACACACAGUGCCAAAUCGAUCGCACUUGAACGAACGCUCAACGAGGCUGCCACUUACCACAAGGGUCGUUCGGGCUACCAAGUGCAGAGCGACGAAGCGGAUGGCGUGUAUGUCUGAUCAUUCUUUUUGGGAUGUAUUGUAAUUAAAGAACCGUAAACACGGCUGUUUUGUA
Capsaspora owczarzaki ATCC 30864 is the source of this 2512-nucleotide messenger RNA. RefSeq lists its product as hypothetical. Gene Ontology annotation, cellular component: membrane. The record is from RefSeq and is a predicted model, not a curated record. Lineage: Eukaryota; Filasterea; Ministeriida; Capsasporidae. Gene Ontology annotation, molecular function: transmembrane transporter activity. Bases 49 to 2457 code for a protein of 802 amino acids. Gene Ontology annotation, biological process: transmembrane transport. The transcript has 9 exons.